Molecule: messenger RNA, 1332 nt
Organism: Kuraishia capsulata CBS 1993
Lineage: Eukaryota; Fungi; Ascomycota; Pichiomycetes; Pichiales; Pichiaceae
Exons: 1
Coding region: 1-1332 (443 amino acids)
Biological process (GO): tricarboxylic acid cycle
Cellular component (GO): oxoglutarate dehydrogenase complex
Molecular function (GO): dihydrolipoyllysine-residue succinyltransferase activity
Source: RefSeq, a predicted model, not a curated record
AUGUUGAGAUCAGCUCUGAGAUCGUCCACGAGAUGUGGCCUUCCCCUAAAGGCUGUUGCCGUGUCUUCCAGGCAAUUGGGCUUGACCGCCGCCAGAUCCAUUCAGACCUCGGUUAGACCAUCUGUUUUGCGCUCUACCGUAAGAAAAUCGCCUUCGCCAUUUGUUGCCACCAAGUUUGACGUUUUUGUGCGUGGAAAUGCGCAGAUCGUGAAGGUUCCUGAUAUGGCAGAGUCCAUCACUGAAGGUACUUUGACUUCUUUCUCCAAGAGCGUUGGUGAUUACGUUGAUGCUGAUGAGACCAUUGCUACCAUUGAGACCGACAAGAUCGAUGUUGAGGUGAAUGCUCCUAUUGCUGGUGUGAUCACUGAGUUUCUGGCUGCUCCUGAAGACACCGUUGAGGUUGGCCAGGAUCUGUUGAAGAUCGAGCCUGGUGAGAAGCCAGAGGGAGCUGCUGCUGCUGCUCCAAAGAAAGAGGAGGCUGCUCCAGUGAAGGAAGAGCCUAAGGAAGCCGCUGCCCCCAAGGCUGCUGCUCCACCAAAGCCUGCUGCACCAGCCCCUACACCUAAGAAGGAAGCUCCUAAGAAGGAAGCUCCUAAGGAAUCCACUCCAGCACCAUCUACUGGAUCAUUCUCCAGGCAUGAGGAGAGAAUCAAGAUGAACCGUAUGAGAAUGAGAAUUGCCGAGAGAUUGAAGGAGGCCCAAAACACCGCUGCUUCUCUCACCACCUUCAACGAGGUGGACAUGUCUUCGCUCUUAGAGAUGAGAAAGCUUUACAAGGACGAGUUCUUGAAGAAGACCGGCAUCAAAUUUGGUUUCAUGGGUGCCUUCUCCAAGGCCUCCGCUUUGGCUAUGAAGGACAUUCCUGCCGUUAACGGAUCCAUCGAGAACGGUGACACUAUGGUCUUCAGAGACUACAUGGACAUUUCCAUUGCCGUUGCCACUCCAAAGGGUUUGGUCACUCCAGUUGUGAGAAACGCUGAAUCGUUGACCGUCCUGGGAAUCGAGGAGGCUAUUGCCAGUCUGGGUGCUAAGGCCAGAGACAACAAGCUCACCUUGGAGGACAUGGCCGGAGGUACCUUCACAAUCUCCAACGGAGGAGUGUUUGGAUCUCUGUAUGGAACUCCAAUUUUGAACGUUCCUCAAACCGCCGUGUUAGGUCUUCAUGGUGUCAAGGAGAGACCAGUGACAGUCAACGGUAAGGUUGAAAGCAGGCCAAUGAUGUACUUGGCUUUGACCUACGAUCACAGAAUGCUUGAUGGCAGAGAAGCCGUCACUUUCUUGAAGACUGUCAAGGAAUUGAUUGAGGACCCAAGAAAGAUGCUUUUGAUGUGA